Messenger RNA from Osmerus eperlanus (European smelt), 1115 nucleotides. It is a transcript of the gene tigara, whose product is annotated as TP53 induced glycolysis regulatory phosphatase a. The transcript has 6 exons. The record is from RefSeq and is a predicted model, not a curated record. Gene Ontology annotation, cellular component: cytosol. Bases 115 to 906 code for a protein of 263 amino acids. Gene Ontology annotation, biological process: negative regulation of glycolytic process; regulation of pentose-phosphate shunt. Gene Ontology annotation, molecular function: fructose-2,6-bisphosphate 2-phosphatase activity. NCBI's taxonomy places the organism in Eukaryota, Metazoa, Chordata, Actinopteri, Osmeriformes, Osmeridae.
CAAAACGUUUUUGGCUUGUGCAAAUAUCCUACAGGUCCAUUCGUCAAGGAUUGUAGCUGAAGUUCAUUUAGUCUUAAAUUCACAAAUUUACAGUUAACUAAUCAAAAGCUUAAAAUGCUCACAUUUGGCUUAACAAUAGUACGACAUGGUGAAACACAGUACAAUAAAGAUGGUCUAUUACAAGGGCAGGCUAUAGACUCGCCUCUGUCAGAGAUUGGGAUGACUCAGGCAGAGGCAGUAGGGCAGUACCUCAGAGACAUCACCUUCACCAACAUCUUUGUCAGCAGUAUGCUCCGCGCCCGUCAGACUGCUGAGAUGAUUGUGAAGCACAACAGCAGUUGCUCGGGUUUAGAGAUGGUCUCUGAUGCUUUACUCAAAGAAAGGAGUUUUGGGAUAGCUGAGGGGGGUCGGGUGGAGGACCUGAGGAACAUGGCCAGGGCAGCUGGUGAGACGUGUCCUGACUUCACUCCACCUGAGGGGGAGACGCAGGAACAGGUAAAAGAGAGAUUCAAAGCCUUCCUGGAGACUAUGUUCCAGCGUAUGAUGGCUGACCAUUGCAGUGAAGGCCAGCAGAGGGCCACCCCCCUGCGGGCCGCGAUGGUGGGGACAGAGGAGUGCCCCGAGGCCCCUCCAGGCCAGCCAGACGACGGGCUCCAGGGCACCCAGGCCCACACUCUCAUUGUGGGACACGGGGCGUACAUACGGGUGGCGGUGCGCUACAUGGUGGAGGAGCUUCACUGCUCCCUGCCCGCCGAGUCAGACAUGACACAUGUGUUGUCUCUCUGUCCCAACACGGGAAUCGGACGCUUCGUCCUCACGGUGACACGAAGGGACGCCGGCACCUUGUUGACGGCCAGCCGCUGCGUGUUCGUCAACAGGAGAGACCACAUCAAGGACGGGGAGUAGAAAGACAGGAUGAGGGAAUGAAGAGAGGAGAGAAGGAAUAGAUGGAUGUUAAGGAGACAGGGGAGGGAGGAUGUUGGUAGGAUGAUCUUCACGGACUCCUUGAGUCUUGUUUACAAAGACAGUAAAUUAAGCUUUUGUGAAACGUGUUUAGUUUGAAUCUACCACUCAGGUUCAUGCUGUGAAACAUUGAAUAAACAUUGCACUCUGAA